This is a messenger RNA of Pipistrellus nathusii (Nathusius's pipistrelle), 1596 nucleotides long. The record is from the annotation of a GenBank genome assembly. NCBI's taxonomy places the organism in Eukaryota, Metazoa, Chordata, Mammalia, Chiroptera, Vespertilionidae.
AUGGGCGCGCUGAGCAGCCGGGUGCUGCGCCCCCCGGGGCGAACCCGAGCCCAGCCGGAGCCGGGUUCCGGGGCGGGGGGCCCGGCCCGGAGGCCGGAGGUGGGCGGCGAUGCGCCGGGCCACGGCUUCUGUGACUGCCCCGGCAGCCGCAAGCGUAAGCGGAGCAGCGGGGCCCUCUGCUACUGUCACCCCGACUCCGAGACCGAGGAGGAGGAGGAGGAGGAGGAGGAGGAGGAAGGGGACGAGCACCAGCGGCUCCUCAACACCCCGAGGAGGAAAAAAUUAAGGAGUACAUCCAAAUAUAUUUAUCAAACAUUAUUUUUGAAUGGUGAAAAUAGUGACGUUAAAAUUUGUGCUCUAGGAGAAGAGUGGAGCUUACACAAAAUAUAUUUAUGUCAAUCUGGCUACUUUUCUAGUAUGUUCAGUGGUUCUUGGAAAGAAUCCAGCAUGAAUGUUAUUGAACUGGAGAUUCCUGACCAGAAUAUUGAUGUAGAAGCACUGCAGGUUGCAUUUGGUUCACUGUAUCGAGAUGAUGUCUUAAUAAAGCCCAGUCGAGUUAUUGCCAUUUUGGCAGCAGCUUGUAUGCUACAGUUGGAUGGUUUAAUACAGCAGUGUGGUGAAACAAUGAAGGAAACAAUUAAUGUGAAAACUGUAUGUGGCUAUUACACAUCAGCAGGGACCUAUGGAUUAGAUUCUGUAAAGAAAAAGUGUCUUGAAUGGCUUCUAAACAAUUUGAUGACUCAUCAGAAUGUUGAACUUUUUAAAGAACUGAGUAUAAGUGUCAUGAAACUGCUUAUUGGUUCAUCUAACUUAUUUGUGAUGCAAGUGGAAAUGGAUGUAUACACAGCUCUUAAAAAGUGGAUGUUCCUUCAACUUGUGCCUUCUUGGAAUGGAUCUUUAAAACAGCUUCUGACUGAAACAGAUGUCUGGUUUUCUAAGAGGAAAAAAGAUUUUGAAGGUAUGGCUUUCCUUGAAACUGAGCAAGGAAAACCAUUUGUAUCAGUAUUCAGAUAUUUAAGGCUACAGUAUAUUAUCAGUGAUUUGGCCUCUGCACGAAUUAUUGAACAAGAUUCUCUAAUACCUCCAGGAUGGCUAUCUUCUGUCUAUAAACAGCAGUGGCUUGCUAUGCUCCGGGCAGAACAAGACAGUGAAGUGGGGCCUCAAGAAAUCAAUAAAGAAGAACUAGAGGCAAACAGCAUGAGGUGUGGUAGAAAGCUUGCCAAAGAUGGUGAAUACUGCUGGCGGUGGACAGGUUUUAACUUCGGCUUUGACCUGCUUGUAACUUACACCAAUCGAUUCAUCAUUUUCAAACGUAAUACACUGAAUCAGCCCUGUAGUGGAUCUGUCAGUUUACAACCUCGAAGGAGCGUAGCAUUUAGAUUACGUUUGGCCUCUUUCGAUAGUAGUGGGAAACUAAUAUGUAGUAGAACAACUGGCUAUCAAAUACUUACACUUGAAAAGGAUCAGGAACAAGUAGUGAUGAACUUGGACAGCAGGCUUCUGAUCUUCCCUUUAUAUAUCUGCUGUAACUUCCUGUAUAUAUCACCAGAAAAAAGAACUGAAAGUAGUCAUCAUCCAGAAAAUUCAGAAAACUGA